CAUAAUACAUAUUUUUGUCAUUUAAAAGAAAAGUAUUGAACUCAAUUUAUUCCAGUUGUAUAAUUAUCAGUCUUUGAAUUUUGUAAUUACCAAAAAAGUUUAUAUUUUCGGUGAUAUCAGGGCGUGCAAAAAAUUUAAUAUGAGCACUACUACGAUACCAUCAACAGAUGAAGAGAGAAGUCGUCGGAAUACUUUCUGCUGCUGUUCUCUUGAUUCUGCUGCUAUAUUUUCCCCACUUUAUGGAAUUAUUUCAACUCUGUUGUUACCUUUAACGGUACAAGUAAUUGGUGGUCAAUAUGGUACGUUGGUACUCUCAGGCCGCAAAUCUUCUCAAGAAUUACUGACUUUGACAGAUAUGCCCGUCGCACUUGAAGUGUUUUUGAUAAGUCUGCUCUUUAUUGGGCAUUUAAUAGGUUUUAUUAGUGUGAUCAAGAAAUGGAUGGUAGGCUUAGUAUUUUAUUUUUUUUUCCGUGUCGGCGAAUUAUAUCUAUGUUUUUUUUGGUUUGCCAGUGUUGGCAACGAAUUUAUCAAGUCUCAUCUUAUGUCACAAUAUUCAUUAGGAUGGUAUUGCAUCUUUGCUCUCGUCAUGGAAUUCAUCUGUAUUAGCUCAGUAUUGUUGUUUUGCUGUGAAUCUUUACACGGUGAAAACAAGAAAUCCGAUGAGGAAUCACCAAGUACCAUGAUUGGUUAG
Molecule: messenger RNA, 691 nt
Organism: Aphidius gifuensis
Lineage: Eukaryota; Metazoa; Arthropoda; Insecta; Hymenoptera; Braconidae
Exons: 5
Coding region: 140-691 (183 amino acids)
Source: RefSeq, a predicted model, not a curated record